AUGUCAUACACAACCAUUCCUUUUUCAUCUAUUCUUCACAAUGAAAAGUCCUUCCGUCACUUGCUUGCUGCUGAUCCUCACGCCAAUGAAGUCACAUUCACAGCAGUAAGUCCAUUGUUCGAUUCAUUCGAUGCGUCAACUGUCUUUUCAAAUGAAAGCUUUCUCGAACACAUUUUCUCCUUUCUUUCCAUGAAAGAUUUGUGGUGGAAAAUUUGUUUUGUUUGUAAAUGUUGGUUCAAACUUUGUUUGGCCACCAGAAGAACCAUUGAUUUUGAUGGACAUUCUAUUGAAUAUUUUCUUUUGAAUGAUAAAGAAAUCCAACCUUCUCAUGACCCUUAUGCCAUUUCCACAUUCGUCAACAAGGCAUUCAUUGAUCUAAUGCUUCAUUUGUGUUGGACAAUACCAGAAAUAUUUGGCAGAGUUUAUCCUGUGUGUAAAAUCCAAACAUUGAAAAUCCGUACUGAUCCUCACAAGGAUCGUGCUGUAACGUUGAGAAGCGAACACUUGAUUGAGCUUUCUCGAGUUCAUGGUCAAACUCUGAAGCAUCUUUGUCUCGAAGGAAGAUCCAUGAUCACAAGAGAAGGUUUAAAACAAUCGUUUGAGAAUCUUACAAUGCUUGAAAGUCUUUCCCUUGAGGAGAAUGAAGCCAUGGAUCAUGAAGUUGUCCAUUAUGUACCAACUUCUCUCAAGAGAAUCACAUUAAGGAAUUGCGAAAACUUUUUGAGAGAACAUAGAGAACAGAAAGAAAAAGUUCUUUUGAGAAAUUUAGAGUAUUUAUGUUGUCCCAUGCACUAUACAGAAAUGAUUUUUCAGCAUGUGCAUUCCGUGAGCGAGAGAUUUGUUUUGGAUUGGUCCAAAGAUCCACACACUUGCUCAUGGAACGAAUGUUCACUCGAUUCGAAUGUUAAAAUUGACAAGUUGGUCCUCGAUGGGCAUCAAGCACUCUCACUCUAUCCAUUCCAAAUCAAGAUGAACCAAUUGGAAAUUCGAGAUCGUUUGGUACAGGCAAUGGUCUUUGCAUGUCGUCAUUUACAUGAACUUGACAUUCCUCUCUUAAUGUCACCUCAAGCAAAGGCCCUUGUUGAAGAAUCCUUAAAUGUUCUCCACCACAAAGAAUUGAUGGAUGUGAUGGUUGUUGAUCGAGCUCGUUAUGAACAAGUUUUAAAAGACAUUCAUCGUGUUUUGAAUUCUGUUUGUUGGAUCAAGGAAGAUUCAACAACUCUCAAAACAACCUUCUUACUUCCAACCGUGUUUCAACUACUUGAGAAAUUUCAAUUCCUUUCUUUAUCCAUGAUUGAGAUUCUAGAGGAGAACAGAUCAAUAAAUGAAACUGUUCCAAGUUCAUCUUCCUCUGUUCCAAGUUCUAAAUAUUCCAAAAAAAAUAAAUUCAUGUCUCUUCCACCACCACCACCCAUCAGCUCCUUGAUUGCAGUCAAACAGAGGACACCUCUCAAGAGUUCCAUUUCAUCAUCAAAUUCCGUUUCUGAUGAAUUACUUGUUAAAAUUUCCUCCCGAAAAGAACAACAAGUUCAAAAAUCACCAAAAAAAGUCGAAUGGGAGAUUCCAGAACAUAAUCAAUGGUGUAAGAAAAUUGUAACCUUUGUAGUGAUCAGCGACACCCAUAACAAACAUGAUAUGUUGAAUUUACCGGAAGGUGAUGUAUUGAUUCAUUGUGGAGACAUGUCCGAUGAUGGAAAGAUUGAAGAAAUUCAAACAUUUAAUGAAUGGCUUGGAAAGACUCCAUACAAACAUCGAAUUGUUAUUUGUGGUAAUCACGAAGAAGAAAUUUCUAGUCGUUCCCCUUCUGAAAUCCAACAACUCAUGUCAAAUGCCACUUAUUUACACAAUACCAGUAUUGUCAUUGAAGGUAUUAAAAUUUACGGAACUCCCUAUGUUUCCAACAUGUCAGACAUGCCAGGAGAAAACAAAGCAUUCAUGUCACGACGUGACAACAAGUUCUUUUAUAGAAGUGAAUCAGAAUUGAAUGAUUCAAUUUUUUCACAAAUCGACCAUGACACGAAUAUUUUAAUCACUCACACACCUCCAAAAGGAAUUCUUGAUGGAAUGUUACAUUUUGGGAGUCCUUCUUUAAAGAAACGAAUUAAGGAAUUGAAACAUCUUAAAGUCAAUUGUUUUGGACAUGUUCACAUGGGUUAUGGUGUGGAACGAGUGGACAAUGUGACCUUUAUUAAUGCAGCAAGUGAUGGAGAUGAACAUCCUAUUUAUUUUAAUUAUCAUAUCCAAUAA
Messenger RNA from Naegleria fowleri, 2247 nucleotides. RefSeq lists its product as uncharacterized. The transcript is spliced from 4 exons. The record is from RefSeq and is a predicted model, not a curated record. NCBI's taxonomy places the organism in Eukaryota, Heterolobosea, Eutetramitea, Acrasida, Naegleriidae. Gene Ontology annotation, molecular function: hydrolase activity. The coding region runs from base 1 to 2247 and encodes 748 amino acids.